GAGCUGGACGUAAACACAGCGGCAGUUGCAGCCGCAGCACCAUCGUCAGAGAGCCGCUUACAGCACAGUGACGUUUGGGAGGAAACAACGCCAAAACACGAACAGCUUUCGGCUGCUUUUUCCACGUCGCUCGCCGCUUAAUUGAAGCAUUUCUCUCCGACUUCAGCUACAGUGAUAGCUAAGUUUGGAGAGGCGGAAAAGGAGAGCAAGAGACGUCGCCUGAAAUUUUUUUUUCGCCCCUUCUUGGUGGUCUUAUUGUUGCCGAGCUCAGUAACACCAGGACAAAAAAAAAAGGUUUCAGAGUUUUUCUUCUCAAUCGAUUUUUAAACAUGGAAAAUUCCCGAGCCAAUAAGACAUGCUGUGAAUCCAUUCAAGAUUUCUUCACUUCAUCAAAAUUCCUAAUCUAUUUGGGACAUGCACUGUCCACUUGGGGUGACCGAAUGUGGAACUUCGCUGUGGCCGUGUUCCUGGUGGAGCUGUACGGCAACAGCUUGCUGCUCACCGCCGUGUACGGGCUGGUGGUGGCCGGCUCCGUGCUGCUGCUCGGCGCCAUCAUCGGCGACUGGGUGGACAGGAAUCCCCGACUCAAAGUGGCCCAGACGUCUUUGAUCGUGCAGAACAGUUGCGUCAUGACGUGCGGGAUUAUCCUCAUGGUGGUAUUCCAAUUCAAAGAGCAGCUCAUGGAGGUCUACAACGGAUGGCUGCUGACCGUCUGCUACAUUCUGGUGAUCAGCAUUGCCAACGUGGCCAACCUGGCCAGCACGGCCAUGUCCAUCACCAUCCAGAGGGACUGGGUGGUGGUGGUGGCGGGCCAGGACAGCAGCAAGUUGGCAGAUAUGAACGCGACGGUGCGGAUUAUCGAUCAGCUGACCAACAUCCUGGCCCCCAUGCUCGUGGGCCAGAUCAUGGCCUUCGGCUCGCACUUCAUCGGCUGCGGCUUCAUCUCGGGUUGGAACCUGUUCUCCAUGUUACUGGAGUACACGCUGCUGUGGAAGGUCUACCAGAAGACGCCGGCUCUGGCGGUCAAAGCUGGGCAGAAGGAGCAGCACGAGCAGGAGCUCAAACAACUCAGCCGUGCGAAAGAAUCCGAGACAGGCCAAAGUCCAGAGGAGUCCUCUCAACCCCUCAUGAACGCAAUCGUACCGGCGGUCAAGACGGAGCCCCCCAAAGAGAGAGGGUGCUGCUACCAGGCGACGGAACCCCUGCGCACCCUCAAGGCCGGCUGGAAGGCGUACUACAACCAGAGCAUCUUCUUCGCCGGCAUGUCCCUGGCCUUCCUCUACAUGACCGUGCUGGGAUUCGACUGCAUCACGACCGGCUACGCCUACACGCAGGGCCUCAACGGCUCCAUCCUCAGCCUCCUGAUGGGCGCCUCGGCCGUGUCGGGCAUCUGCGGAACGGUGGCUUUCACGUGGGUCCGAAAGACGUGCGGCCUGAUCCGGACCGGCUUCAUCUCCGGCGUGGCGCAGCUCUCCUGCCUCAUGCUGUGCGUCUUCUCCGUCUUCGCUCCGGGGAGCCCCUUGGAUCUCAGCGUUUCACCCUUCCAGGACCUCUACCCCCACCUGGUCGGGGAGAAGGCGCUACCCGAGGCCGAGCACCUGAUGAGCGUCCUUUCCGGUGGGAACGUGACCGCCACCAGCGCGCCGGCCGAAGAUCUCCCCGGCCCGACGUCCUACAUGUCUGUUAGCUUGCUGUUUGCUGGCGUCAUUGCUGCGAGAGUCGGCUUGUGGUCCUUUGACCUGACGGUGACUCAGCUGAUCCAGGAGAACGUGAUCGAGUCGGAGCGAGGCGUGAUCAACGGCGUCCAGAACUCCAUGAAUUACCUCUUGGACCUGCUGCACUUCAUCAUGGUGAUCCUGGCGCCCAAUCCGGAGGCCUUCGGCUUGCUGGUCAUUAUCUCGGUGUCGUUCGUGGCGGCGGGCCACGUCAUGUACUUUUACUUCGCCUUCAAGAGUCUCGGCCAUCGUCUGUUCCUCUGCUGCUCGCCGGAGCAAAAGGUCGAGGCGGAGGGCAGCCCCUCGCCUCCCAAUGUGGUCUAAACCGCCUUUCGCACAGGCCAUCACUGGCAUGUCCAUCCAGCUUGGUAUCCAUACACGGCAAGCGUCUCUUACAGCCUACUUCAGCGUUACUAACGUCUUCACAUGUAGCCAGUCGAGUGCGAAAGCUUGCGAUGGAAGCAUUUUGCAAUGUGUACCAAUCCAAAGUUGAAGUUGAGGCAAAGCAGAGGUUUCUCUUAUCUCUCCUGUUAUGGUCGCGUCUUGGAUAAACACAAAAUGGGUCAAUGGGACUCGCUCCGUAUUUGAAAGAAAAAAAAAAAGAUGGGGGCGUGGUUUGCAUGGGUCAAUGUGACCUUCAAAAUUGCACGACGGUUGGUCGAGUUAGUGCAAGAUAACAAAGGCAUUUAAUGGGCUAAAAAGAGCGGGAAAAGACUUAUGGGUCAACUUGACCCAUAAAAACCAAACAGAUUUGUACUUUGGCUCAUGUAAGUCCUUUUUUGGAUGGACUUAUUUUGUUUUACUGUAAGAGUAAUAAUUGUUUUGUUUUUUUUGUUUUUAAUGGAUACGGAAAUUCAAAUCAAAUUUGGCUUUGGACAUUUAAAAAAAAAAGUCUGUUUUUUUUUUACAAUUAAACAAAGUAGGUUGCAUUGGCCCCAAGAACAAAACCUAACAGGAGGGUUAACACAUUCAACAUUGCAGUGAUGUCAUUGGUGCUUCAAGUGUCUUCGUUGUCGUCCUGCGUUAGCUGACACAGGUUGGGAUAUGUAUAUAGAUUUUUUUUUUUUUAUUACUUUCACCAAACAGCAGCAACACCCGGAUCUCAAGUCUUUUUUUUUUUUUUUUUUUUAAACGUGAUAAAAGCGUUAUGCAGAGGACGGUAUUUAUUCAGGAAAAUGUGUCAGCAAUAUUACACUUAGCCGGGGAGAAAUAAAAACCUAUCCAGCUGCGUCAAUAGCUCUCAUUUACCAAAGUCCGGGUUCAUAUGUGUGGUGUGAAAGGAAGAAGCGAGGGAAGCAUUCCACUUUUGCACCAGGUGACAAGAAAACAAAAAUAGUGGAUAUUUUUUACAAAUGUCAUUUCUGUUUACUUGUUCUUUCAAAUCCACCUCAAUUUCUGAUAUGCUGCAGUUCUUUCUCUGUGGACUUUUCUUUUCUCACUGGCCCAUCCGUGAUUGUUGUUAUGCCAGCACUUUACAUGACUGACCUCAGGCAUUACACCUAAUGUCUGAUCGGAGGUUUUUUUUUUUUUUUGCACAAGUCCACGGGUUUUCGGUGUGGCUGGAAAAAAAGUGCAGAACUAUGUUCGCUAACGGUCCCUGUGAGGUAGGAGGUCUGAAUGUAGGCCAUGUUUGGCUUGGCUCUCCCCAAAUGUGGCUUCAAGGAUGCAGGAGCUGCAGUUUUUAGAAGGGGCGGGUAGCUCAAAACACAACUGUGCCGUUUUACGGAUAGUCGUUUAACGGCUUGAUUGGGGAAAUGGCAACGGCAUCUCAGCAAGGCAAAAAAACACUGACUGGCUCCAUCGUACGUCCUCGACAGCUACUCAACACCAGGUGGUUGGCCACCCAUGGUUUCUUUGUGGGAGGGAGCCACACCAGAUGCAGUAGAACGCAAGGCCAAUUUUUUUUUUUUUUUUGUGGGGAGUGUCCAAGUUGUGCAACCAAAGGCAAACUUGCCUUAAGGAUGCAGCUCGGUUUUUCCAGUUCCUUACCAGACUCUGAUUGCUAAGCUCUUCGCCAUCAUUACGAAACAUCUUUUCUGUGUCGAUAACGAUUAACGUCAGUCGGAAUCCAUAUAUCCAGUUGGAAAAAAAAUUUUGAAAAAGUUUUGAAAUGUUUUUUAUGAUCCCUGUGUUGUCAAAUUGUUUAUUUUGAUCCAACUUCACUUAUAUGCAUGAAUCUGACACUGUAUAACGUAGUGCGUGUUUCAUCGAAUCAGAGAAAUUGUGCGUGUUUUUUGUUUUUUUUUCACUCCAUGAAUUGAGGAAACCGUUUGUAAUGGAAGAGGCAUCGAAAAUAAAGGACCUUCAAUUCUA
Molecule: messenger RNA, 4028 nt
Organism: Hippocampus zosterae (dwarf seahorse)
Lineage: Eukaryota; Metazoa; Chordata; Actinopteri; Syngnathiformes; Syngnathidae
Gene: slc40a1
Product: solute carrier family 40 member 1
Exons: 8
Coding region: 330-2039 (569 amino acids)
Biological process (GO): iron ion transmembrane transport
Cellular component (GO): basolateral plasma membrane
Molecular function (GO): iron ion transmembrane transporter activity; peptide hormone binding
Source: RefSeq, a predicted model, not a curated record